AUGGUCUCGUUCACUUCUUGGUUUCUGCCCCUGGCAGUCUCGUAUCUCGCCAGUUCUGCCAUCGCGGCUCCUGUCAACGAGAAUAACAAGCACGUUCCAUCUCAAGAGGACUUUGCGAAUGCCAUCAACCCAACCACUGCCUUCCCUGAGCCCAACUGGGCGGGCGUCUCUGCCCACGACCCCAACAUCGUCGAGCACAAUGGCUUCUUCUACAUGUUCAAGGGCGGCGUCCACGUCCCCAUCCACAAAGCAACCAACAUGAACGGUCCCUGGAAGGACAUCGGCGCCGUCCUCGACAAGGACAGCGUCAUCAACAAGGCGAACAAGUCUCGUCCCUGGGCCCCCACCACCAUCUACUACAACCCCACCAAGAAGUUCUACUGCUUCUACGCCAUCAGCCAGGGUGGAAGCCGUAACAGUGCCAUCGGUGUUGCUUCCUCCGACAGCAUUGAAGGUACCUGGACCGACCACGGUGCCCUCGUCCAGACCGGUCAGAACCAGCCCGAGGUCGUUCCUUACACCGAGACCAACGCCAUCGACCCGGCCUUCAUCAUCGACCACAAGACCGGCCAGCCUCACCUGCUCUACGGUAGCUACUGGUCCACCAUCUGGUCGUUGCCCUUGGAGCACGACCUCCUCUCCGUCAAGAACUACAAGAACCCCGACGCCUCUCACCUUGCGUUCGUCCCCGAGGCAAAGUCCAAGCCCGAGGAGGGCGCGUACAUGACAUUCCACGACGGAUACUACUACCUCUGGUUCAGCCACGGCAAGUGCUGCAACUUUGAGAAGGGCUUCCCUGCGCAGGGCCAAGAAUACAACAUCCGCGUCGGACGAUCCAAGAACAUCAACGGCCCCUUCGUAGACAAGAGCGGCACGGAACUUCUCAAGGGCGGUGGUACUAUCGUCUACCAGUCCAACCACGGCAACACCUACGCCCCUGGUGGUCUGGGUGUCAUCGAGAGCGCCAGCACCGAGGGCGACAAGGACGUCCUCUACUUCCACUACCUGAACAAGACCAUGGGCUAUGGCUUCACCAAGGCACAGUUGGGAUGGACCUACCUCGAGUACGACAACGGCUGGCCUGUCGCAAAGGCCGACGACAAGCCUGCCUACGCAAAGGGCGCAAAGAAGGACUAG
This is a messenger RNA of Aspergillus wentii DTO 134E9, 1137 nucleotides long. RefSeq names its product arabinan endo-1,5-alpha-L-arabinosidase. The coding region runs from base 1 to 1137 and encodes 378 amino acids. Gene Ontology annotation, biological process: carbohydrate metabolic process. Gene Ontology annotation, molecular function: arabinan endo-1,5-alpha-L-arabinosidase activity. The transcript has 2 exons. The record is from RefSeq and is a predicted model, not a curated record. Lineage: Eukaryota; Fungi; Ascomycota; Eurotiomycetes; Eurotiales; Aspergillaceae.